This is a messenger RNA of Chrysoperla carnea, 9021 nucleotides long. RefSeq names its product helicase domino (gene dom). The transcript is spliced from 24 exons. The coding region runs from base 220 to 8799 and encodes 2859 amino acids. Gene Ontology annotation, molecular function: ATP binding; ATP hydrolysis activity; histone binding. Gene Ontology annotation, cellular component: Swr1 complex. Lineage: Eukaryota; Metazoa; Arthropoda; Insecta; Neuroptera; Chrysopidae. The record is from RefSeq and is a predicted model, not a curated record.
UUGUGUGGAGAUUCUAUCGCCAUGUCUCGAAACAACGAUGUGUCCUUGAUGUGAACGCGUAAAAUGUCCACAAAAGUUAUAGAUAUAUUUCGCGACUUGGUUAUAACGUGGGGUACCUAAUUGUUGUUCGAUAUUUGUUUGAAACGUCUGUGCUAUUUAUUUUCAUCGAUGGAGUUUCUUCAUUGUUGAUAUUUGUGAUUACAUUAUGGUUUUAAUACAAUGAGUGAACCGGGCACGGGAGGUGGGGCACCGCCCCCGCGGGUUCCCCCCGUGGCCCGGACGGGGGCGGUGCGACUCACGCAAGUUGCGGGGGGUCAAUACGUGUUAAGUAACUCUCAAACGCAACCAGUACCUCCUCUGUCUCAAAUAACGAGCAUUGUUACGGCAAAUCCUGUUUUAAAUCAGGGAGGAGUUACUCGAAUAGUAAAUAUGUCGCCUACACGUAGUGGUGUACUUGCUUUAGCAACGAAUAGAAAUUCUUCGUCACCAGCGGCUACACAUCAAAGUAUUGUAAAUGCGUUAACAAAACCUAGACAAAAUCCGUUGGUAGUUGGGAAUACUGUUUCACCUGGACUAAGAACUCAAACAUCAUCGACAGGUGUUUUUGUUACACCCACAUCAACGCCGACAAGUAGUCCCAAUAUUUCACCUGCUAAGAAACGUUUAAAAUUAAAUGACGGUACUAGUGAAGCUACAUUAAAUGAAAAUGAAACAUCGGGCUUAAGAAAACGAAUUCUUGAGCAUCGACAAUUAAGGCUGCAAAGUGUUAAAGAAAGUUACGAUGAACAUUUAGCCGAAUAUUUUUUCCUUCAAAUUGGAGGGGAUGACCAAGAUUUUGCAUUAUGGCGGAAAAAACAACCAUCACAAAAUUUUCUACAAUUUAAACAUAUGCAUCGUCUUGACACAUCCGAAGAAGAUAAUUAUGAAGGUACUGUAGUGGCAGCAACUCCAACACCAAACGUUCAACAACAGCCUCAACAACAAGUUCCUAAACCAAAUCCACAGCCAAAUGUUGAAAUCAAAAUGACUGGAGUUGGACUCACACCUGUAGCUGUUUCCACUACAUUACCAGCACAAGUUGUUCAGUUAUCUCAACAAGGAGGAACACCAAUUGUACCUGAUAUACCACCCGGAGGCCAAACUAAUCCUAAUGUACCUCGAACGGCAUCCACGAAUACAGUCAGUCAAGCAGAGAAACGAACUUCCAGUUCUACAAACAUUCCAUCAACUUCGCCAGCUCAAAAUACAACACCGUCAAAUAAAAAUAAAGCAGUUUCAAGCUCUGGGAAUCAGGAACAAAUUGUUGAGAAAGCUAAACAGGAAGCUUAUGUCAUGCAAAGAAUUAGUGAGCUACAACGCGAUGGUCUUUGGACAGAAAAACGAUUACCUCGUGUUCAAGAACCACAUCGAGCUAAAGUACAUUGGGAUUAUCUUCUAGAAGAAAUGGUUUGGCUCUCAGCUGAUUUCGCUCAAGAACGUAAAUGGAAAAAAGCAGCAGCUAAAAAAUGUGCUCGUAUGGUACAAAAAUACUUUCAAGAUAAAGCAGUGGCCGCUCAAAAAGCCGAAAAAGCUCAAGAACUACAAUUACGACGGAUUGCAGCGUAUAUGUCACGUGAAGUACGUCAAUUUUGGCAAAAUAUUGAGAAAGUUGUUGAGUACAAACAGCAAACACGCCUUGAGGAAAAACGAAAACAAGCUUUAGAUCAACAUUUGAGCUUUAUUGUUGAUCAAACAGAAAAAUAUUCCCAAUUGUUAGCCGAAGGUAUGAAUAAAAGUGGAGUUCCAAAUGAUUCAAAUACAGUGCCUGAAAGUGCGACUUCAUCCAGGAUACCAUCCCCAAGUGGGCAUGGAUCUGAUGAUGAAUUUAACCCUGGCAAUCAAUCAUCUGAUGAUGAUGAAGAAACAAUUGCUUUAGCCGAAGCUGAAGCAACGGAUGAGGCUCAAGAACUAGCAGCACUGCAACGCGAAUCUGAAAUGGAUUUAGACACUUUAAUCAGUGAAUUACCUGCUGAUUAUUUAGAAAAUCGAAAUAAAGAAUUACCAUCUGAUAACGAGAGUGAAUCAGAAUCAAAUAAAGACAAUGCUGAUCGUAAAGGUGACGAAGAAUUCACAAUGGAUUCCGAAAAUGAUGAAUCCGAUUUGGAAGAUACAAUUUUGGAACAAGAAAAGGCAGAAGGUGAACAAGAUCAUAAGAAAGAACUUGACGAACUAAAUAAAAUGGCUGAAAUGGAUAUUGAAGAAUUAAAGAAAAUGUACAGCUCAAUGCCACCACCUGAAGAGAAUUCUAUGGAUGUACAGGAUGAAUCAGAAAGUGAAGAUGACGAGGAAGUUGAUAGUGAUGAUGUUGAUAGUGACAAUAAUAGUGAGAAAGAGGACAAUUCUGCAGAUAGUGAUGGUGGAUCAGAUUCAGAACUUGAUCAUUCUGAAUCUGAAAGUGAAGAAGAUUCAAAAGAUAAUUUAGGUUUAAAAUCAUUGCUGGAUGAUACAUCGAAAGAGGAUGGAGAUAAGGCUGAGAAUAAGGAUAAUUUAUUUAACGAUGUCGCUGCAAUUGCAGAAAGUAUACAACCUAAAGGAAACACGCUGUCUUCGACAAGUGUGGUAACGCCCAUACCAUUUUUACUAAAACAUACUUUACGGGAGUAUCAACACAUCGGUUUGGAUUGGCUAGUAACAAUGUUUGAUCGCAAAUUAAAUGGAAUUCUAGCGGAUGAGAUGGGUUUAGGUAAAACAAUACAAACAAUUGCACUUUUAGCACAUUUAGCAUGUGAAAAAGAAGAUUGGGGACCACAUUUAAUAAUUGUACCAACAUCAGUAAUGUUAAAUUGGGAAAUGGAAUGUAAAAAAUGGUGUCCUGGUUUUAAAAUUUUAACAUAUUAUGGUACACAAAAAGAACGAAAAUUAAAACGUACUGGUUGGACAAAACCGAAUGCAUUCCAUAUUUGUAUUACAUCGUAUAAAUUAGUUAUACAAGAUCAUCAAAGUUUUCGACGAAAAAAAUGGAAAUAUUUAAUUUUAGAUGAAGCUCAGAAUAUUAAAAAUUUUAAAUCACAACGAUGGCAACUUUUAUUAAAUUUCCAAACUCAACAGCGUCUACUAUUAACUGGUACACCAUUACAAAACAACUUAAUGGAAUUAUGGUCUUUGAUGCACUUUUUAAUGCCAAAUGUGUUUCAAUCACAUCGUGAGUUUAAAGAAUGGUUUUCAAAUCCAGUCACAGGAAUGAUUGAAGGGAAUUCAGAAUAUAAUGAAAGUAUUAUCAAAAGAUUACAUAAGGUCUUACGUCCAUUUCUGCUGCGCAGAUUAAAAAGUGAAGUUGAAAAACAAAUGCCAAAGAAAUAUGAACAUGUUGUAUUAUGUCGUUUAUCAAAACGGCAAAGAUAUUUGUAUGAUGAUUUUAUGUCCCGUGCAAAAACACGAGAAACAUUAGCAACAGGAAAUCUAUUAAGCGUUAUAAAUGUGUUGAUGCAAUUACGUAAAGUAUGCAACCAUCCAAAUUUAUUUGAAGUUCGUCCAACUGUGUCACCAUUUCAAAUGGAGGGUAUUGUUUUUAAUACCGCAUCACUUGUGUAUGGUCUAUUAGAUUACGAUCCGUUAAAUAGUAUCGAUUUAUUUUCGCGACAUUUCUUACUGGCAAAACUAGAGGAAUCAAUGACAGCUGUUGACGCUCAUCGUAUUAAACAAUUAAGUUUACCUAGGAAAUUAAUUGAAGAGAUCGAUAGUGCACCAGAACCACCACCGCCAUGUCCAAAAGGUCAAAUUAAAAUUAAUAUUAAAUUGGGUGAACCAAAAGAAACUAAACCUUUGCCCAAUAAUACUGUAAUUAAUGCAAGACCAUCGGCGGCAACAACGACUGCAUUAAAUAAAACACAAACUUUACAGAAUACCACCACGCAGCAAGCGCAAACUGGAUUAAAAUUUCGAGUUACUAACAAUCCUGGUGUACAAAGUUAUUCAUUGCAACUAGUACAACACCCAAAUGUAGUAAAAACAAUAUCUUUAAAUUCAGCAACAAAUCAAUUGAAAACAGAUGGCGCUCCCCAAAUAACACAAUUUGUACAUGCUGGUAAACAUAUAUUACUUGCUACAUCUGCAUCCCAGUCUCCACAGCUUCAACCUAUCACAUCUGCAGUAAUGACAUCGAGUGGCCAACGUUUAGCAGUAUUAUCUAAAAGUCCAAUUGUGGCGAAUGUUUCUUCGGCCGGUCGUGUAAUUAAUACCAAUAUGAAUACAAGAACAGUUUUUAUUCCAACAGUAGCGACUUCUAUCCCACAAUUUCAGCAACAGCCACAACAAGUUCAACCCGUAGAAACAAAUCAUAAUUCAACAGCAUCACCUGAUAAAUCAACUCCAUCAACACCCAGCGUGACAAUCUCGCAACCAUUAAAUGCAACAUUAGUUAAUCAAUUACUUACUCAAAUUUCAUCCAAUCAAAGGCAAGCAGAAUUGCAAGCUAUCAAAAAUGCAUCAAAAUCUGAGGAACCAAAAAGCCCAUUUUAUGAUGCUAUUAUAGAACGGAGAAAACGGAAAGCUCGCGAAACAAAACUAUCAAUUCUAGCACGUGUGAAUGAAGAACGUUGUUCUGCUUUUCCACUUUACGGGGAAGAUUUACGAAAUGCAUGUAAUGUUUUCACAACAAAUGAAAAUAUUUACGAUGAACAUCCUGCAUAUCGUGAUACCACGCCCUGGACUGCGCGAGGGUAUAGUUAUUGUCGUCGAGUUGCACUUGAACGUGAAAAAGGCUUCUCCUGGCAUCAUUCAAAAACCUUACGCCAAUCAAUUCAUUCUGUUGAAGAUUAUAUUCACGAGUUAAAAGAAAUUUUAGAUCGUUAUGUAUUUUUUGUUCCUGCUGUCCAAGCACCAAUUCCUAAAGUUCAUGUAUCACACCCACCUCCUGGUAAACUAUGGGAAGAACAGCGGAUGGAAUAUUAUUUAAGACAUCAUUUGUCGGGACCAUGUGCACCGUUACAUACUAUAGCGAGAAAUAUGGCAACACAAUUUCCUGAUCCUCGUCUAAUACAAUUCGAUUGUGGUAAACUUCAAACAUUAGAUAAAUUAUUAAGAAAAUUGAAGACUGAAGGACAUCGUGUCCUAAUUUUUACUCAAAUGACUAGAAUGUUGGAUGUUCUGGAAUCAUUUUUAAAUUAUCAUGGGCAUAUAUAUCUUAGAUUAGAUGGUACGACAAAAGUUGAUCAACGGCAGGUAUUAAUGGAACGUUUUAAUGGUGAUAAACGAAUAUUCGCAUUUAUUUUAUCAACCCGAUCGGGUGGUGUUGGUGUAAAUUUAACGGGUGCGGAUACAGUUAUAUUUUAUGAUUCGGAUUGGAAUCCAACCAUGGAUGCACAAGCACAAGAUCGAUGUCAUCGAAUUGGACAAACUAGAGAUGUGCAUAUUUACAGGUUGGUUAGUGAAAUGACAAUUGAGGAAAAUAUUUUGAAGAAAGCAAACCAAAAACGAAUGUUGGGUGAUUUAGCAAUAGAAGGUGGUAAUUUUACGACGGCAUAUUUCAAAAGUUCAACUAUACAAGAUCUAUUUAAUGUUAAUACCAACGAAGAUGCUUCAACAAGAAUGGCUGAGGUUGUCGAUCGUGAGAAGGAACGUAAAGAAAGAUUACAAAAACAACUCGAUAAUCAAUCUCCGCCAUCUCCGGUUGAAGAUCGUUCAGCAAUGGGUGCUUUGGAAAAUGCUUUGGCUGCAUGUGAAGAUGAGCAAGAUGUUCAGGCAGCGAGAACUGCGAAAGCUGAGGCUGUUGCUGAGCUUGCUGAAUUUGAUGAGAGUAUACCGUUAGAAGAGGAACGUACUGUCACAGAAAGUACGGCCGCUGUUGAGAAUGUUGCACCCGAACCAGAAUUAAGUAAAGCGGAACAAGAAGUUCAAAAUUUAAUUAAACAGCUGUCGCCAAUAGAAUUAUACGCAAUGCGAUUUGUUGAAGAAAAUGAUGCUGCAUGGUCUGCCCAACAAUUGGCUGCUGCUGAAGCGGAAAUUGAAGCACAAAAAUUAGAAUGGGAAGCAAAUCGUUUAGCAUCAUUGCGGAAAGAGGAAGAAGCUAGAAAACAGUUGUUACGUGAAGAAGACGAUCUACUAACAUUUUCACGCGAGGAUGCAGUAAAUCAGAUUUGGAUAUCAGAUAUUGGUAACGAAGAAAUGCCGAUGUGGUGUCCACCAACUCCUCCACAAAAUGAUAACGACGUUUACAUUGAUCAUUCAAUGAACUUCCUUUACGAAUCAGUGGUCAUGUCUGAAGCACAGUUACCUCCUGUGUACAUCAAAAAAGAACCAAAACGUUCACGUAACGAGGCUGGUUUAACAGAAAGUCGACGUCCAAUGAAACAACAUCGUAAAGAAGAGUCUGUUUAUGCACCUCGUUCGUUAUUCGAUCGACCAUCUCCUGCUUUACUAAAAAUGCGUCGUGAUUUUAAACAACAAAAGUAUCGUGGAAUAAUACGGCCACCGAUACCUAUUCCUGGCUUAAAAUUACCGUCAACGUCCAAACCACAACCGGAACCAGAUGGUGUAUUGGAAUGGAUGAUUCAUGAGGAUAUGGCAUUAUUACAAGCUGUUCAAGUGUAUCAGGGAUUACCAUUGAAUUUGAUGGUUUUAUCACCAGGUCAUACACCAAAUUGGGACUUGGUCGCUGAUUUCGUUAACAAUACUUCACGUAUUUAUAGGUCACCGAAACAGUGCAAGAAUAGGUAUGAACUGAUAAUUGUUCCAAGGGAAGAGGGUAAAAUACAAUUUGAUCCAAUUCCAAAGAAACAAAAGAAAACCAAGAGUGUGUAUAAAAAUCCACAACAAACUAAAGGCAACAGACCAUUAAGAACUUCUCAAAUUUAUACACAAGAUAACAACCAAUCGUUUAUAUCAACCAUGGUUCAAAGAUUUGAUACUAUUAAAACUAUUUCGAACAAACGACAACCGACGAUUAAACCAACAAUUGGCAAUCAAUUGGUUAAAACUACAAAGCACACGGCGAUUUUAACUCAGUUAGGUGUGAGUUAUGACAUGCCAUCAAAUCCAAUUGAUGUUGCUACUAGACGCGCGGAACGUAUUGCCAAAGAGAAAAAAGCGUCAUCACUAGGAUUGCUAGCUGCCAAAACUUCUCAGCAAGUACCCGCUGCUCAGCAACAAGCCGCAACUGCUGUAGUUCAACAAACCGCCCCUACUACCAUUCAAAUACCACAUUCUCAAAGUCCUGGUCCAUCCUCACAGUCGCCGGUACCUCAAGUUGCGCUAUCCGUAGCUGUAUCACAAGGUGUACAAUCACCUUCGUCUGUAGCAUCCGCGUUGCGUGCACAACGAAUUAGUUCUUCAUUAGUUCAAGGCACUAAUGUAGUAACGAUUGGCGGAAUUACUAGCUCAACGAUUGGGCAAUUACAAGCUCAACGAUUAAUUGUAGCUGGCCAGACAGUAUCGCGGGUAACAGCUAAAGGGAUUGCAACCGGAACCGCGGUAACCGCAGGUGGUAAAGUUGUGAAUCAAGCGCAUUUGCAAUUAUAUCGUCAACAAAUUUUGAAACAACAGCAACUUCGACAAUUGCAGAAUGCAGCUUUGUUGCAACAGCAGCAGCAACAACAAAAUGCAGGAUCUAAUGUCGGAACAACUGUAGUUGCUGGCACCACUGUUGUUAAAACUCCAACAUCCAUAACGACGACAUCUGUUAGUCCUCAGACUGUUAGUAUACAGCAAGCACAAAUGACUCAAGCGCAACGUGCCCAUUUCUUAAAACAAGCUGCCGCGGCAAAUAGCGGGGUUGGAAAACAAACAAUUGCACGAGCUGUGACUGAAAGUGAAGUUGCUGCACUAAUCAAAUGCCAACAAUUACAACAGCAACAAAAGGCCUUGGCCGUUGCGGCUGCGCAACAAGGAGCUGGUGGUCAACAAGUGCAUGCGCAAAUAUUUGCCCCGGCUGGUGUUCAACUUCAACAAGCGGGAACAUCACAAGUUGCAACUCUUGUAAAAGCAGUAUCUACACCAGGAGGUACUUCAGCUGUUACCAUACCUGUAUCAGGCGUUACUUUAGGGCCAGGUGGGCAAGUAAAAGCUGCCCUAACACAAGGUGUUAAAGCAACCGCGGCCACUACACAACAAAUUCGUCAAUUACAAUUACAUCCCCAUUUGUUAGCUCAACGUAAGCUGUCAGGCCAUACUAAAGUAGCGCAAUUGACCCAAGUUACGAACAAAGCAUUGUUAGUUCAGACACCUAAAAGUAUGGCCACAACAAUGACUGUUCAACAGUUACAUCAAGUAAUGAGAGUACAAGGUGCAAAUGCGGCACAACUUGGUACUACAGCAGGUCAAAGUGGUACACAACAUGUUGUAUUGGCCAAACCAGGUGUGGCUCGUGCUACAACGUCUGUAAUUCCUGGACAAACUCAUGGAUUGACACAAAAAAUACAAGUGGUAACUGCAACAUCCGCCGCUCAAGCAUUGGCAUCAGGUAUACGUCCCCAAGUGACUGUUCAAUCAACAUUAGCCGGUGCAUUAGCUGGCACAAUCAAAGUGGCAUCGUCCCAACAAGCCCUAUUAUCCCAAGUAACAGCUGCGUUACAAGGACAGGUUUCAAUGGCUGUUCGACAAAGUGGUAGUCCUGUACGCAUUCAGGCAACAGGUGGUACUCCAUUAGUUGCUGUUUCAAUGCAAUCAGCUGUUUCAUCCACUGGGGGUAACAUAACAGCGAUUACACAACAACAGCAAGCUCAACAAACAACUCAACAGCAACAAUCGCAACAACAAAAUGUACAACAAGGACAAACAAAUACUGAAGGACAACAACAAGUGAGUUACAGGGUCUUAAAAAAAUAAAUUCAGUAUUUGACAAGUCCAUGUAAAUAAAAUAUGAAAUACAGUAGACUUUAGUAAAAAUUGGUUAAAAUUUAGACUAGAGAAUGCGUUUCGUGUUCGAAAUCAAAUUAAUACGUAGUGUUUAAGAAUAUUUUGGGUGGGGAUAUUUUAUCUCCCUUUUCCCUUUAAUAAACAAUUGUUGUGAAUGUGAUUGAUGUGUGGUGUUAAUUUAUUUUACAAAAG